CCAGUUAAUUUGUCGAUAGCCGAUGCCAUGGUAUCAAGUCUAAAUGUUACAUUCAAUUACAUCUAUAUGCUGGACAACGAUUGGCCUUUUGGUGAACUGUAUUGCAAAAUAUCACAAUUUAUAGCCACACUAAGUAUAAGUGCUUCUGUAUUUACCCUGAUGGCGAUAUCAAUUGAUAGAUAUGUGGCCAUUAUGAAACCUCUUAAACCACGUAUGAGUAAACGUAAUAAUUUGGCAAUUGCUGCUGUUAUAUGGCUAGUAUCGGCCAUUAUAUCAUGUCCAAUGCUGCUGUUCUUCACCACUGAUGUUAUACCCAGCAAAGAUGGUCUACGUACAGUUUGUUAUUCUGAAUGGCCAGAUGGUUCAACAAAUCAUUCAAAUCAUGAAUACAUUUACAACAUCCUAUUUAUGAUACUCACAUACUUCCUACCAAUUAUUUCGAUGAGUGUUACCUACUCCCGUGUUGGUAUUGAAUUAUGGGGUUCUAAAGCGAUUGGAGAAUAUACACCGCGUCAAGUGGAGAACGUUAAGAGUAAGAGACGUCCCACACAAUAA
Molecule: messenger RNA, 555 nt
Organism: Lucilia cuprina (Australian sheep blowfly)
Lineage: Eukaryota; Metazoa; Arthropoda; Insecta; Diptera; Calliphoridae
Gene: TkR99D
Product: tachykinin-like peptides receptor 99D
Exons: 4
Biological process (GO): G protein-coupled receptor signaling pathway
Cellular component (GO): plasma membrane
Molecular function (GO): tachykinin receptor activity
Source: RefSeq, a predicted model, not a curated record